AUUCAGAGAUUGAUUUGAAUGUGAAGGAUUUGUUUGUAUCAUAUAGGUUAUAGUUCUGUUUAUAAUAGUUUAGUUGUAGUUUAGUGAUAGUUUUAGGUUUUAAUGAAUGUUUUGGAGGUUGAUAAACGUUGCUGUAGGAGUAUAUAUCAGUUCUUUAUCGGUGUCAGUGAUUAUUCAUCAUAAUGGCCGCGCCAAGAAGACAGCGGGUAUGCCCCGUAUGUACGGUAGAGCAUGAUGAAAAUGAUACUAUGCACAAUACAUCCCUUAGACACAGGCUCAAUUAUUUGUUAAGGCAAUGGCAUAAUGAUAGGAGGUCAUUGGUAAGAAAUCGUCAUGGUGUAGAAGUCACUGUUGCACUUGGAAACGCCCCUUUAAUAACCAAUGUUAAUAAUGGAAAAUAUUAUUAUAAAAUUUCGUUGGAAUCAUUGACGGAACGAGAAAAUAUACUUGAUUUUAAAUGCACGGCGACAAACAGAAGAAGAGAUGAUAUAUUUCUUACUAGAGUACUACUAUUAUGUGAAUAUGAAUAUUUUUCCAUUUUUACUACUAACAACAAUAUUACACCAGACACUGUAAUACAGCUAAUGCCGAAUACAAAUCAUAAGGUUAUGGUUAGAUUUGCUCCGGACAAGUCAAUAGUUGGAGGCUACAACAUUCCAAUUUGUUUUAAUUUUCAGACGAAUAAAAAAGAAACUUUCUCCAUAAUUCGAUCAAUUAAUAUCUCAGUGGAAGAAAGUAUUGAAGAAAAUGAAAAUCAACAUAUGACCGGAAGUCCAUUUACCGGAAAUCCAUGGCGGGAUGUACAGCUAAUACACCCACCUACAGAUUCAAUGAAUUACUCCAAUAUGUAUAAAAUUCCAGAGGCUUCAAAAAGGUUUUACCUUUACGGUCUACAACAAUUUCAAGAAAUGAGGGGAGACGAUUUUUACCGCUUAAGGGAAUUACAGAGAGAAAUGGAACCAGGAGAAGUUACUAGAGAUAAUUUCAGAAAAUUUUGGCAUAAUGUUCUUUGGAUUGAAGAGAUUGGACAAACACUUGGUCUUCAACAGUACAAUAUGGAAAAUGUUUCGUUAAACUUAUUAGACAAUGAACGACUAGAACUUUAUGUGCCAGGCUUAGCUGAAAAACGCCCAUCGGUGAUUGCUGGAGAUAUGGUACAUAUUCGUCCUCACAUUGACCACACUGGUUACACGGGAAUCAUAAGAAAAGUUAAUGAUUCUACUGUAGAAAUUGGAGACGUACAUAGAGAGUUGAUAAUGAUCAUUGAGAGUCAAUCAGAAAUUAGAGAAAUUUACGAUGUAAAAUUUGUGCUAAGUAGGUUAUCAUUUGAAAGACAACAUGCAGGUGUCGAUCGAGUUGUUAAAAAUGGUUUACUUCCGUGUAUAUUUCCAUCCCAUGAUGCAACUGUAAGAGUUAGACAAACAAAAAGAACCAUUAACGAUGGGGAAUUCUUAAAUCAAACUAUUGCUACAAACCAAGAACAGAAAACGGCAGUUAGAAAUAUCUUAAAUGCAACUUCAGUUCCAUACCCGUACAUAGUGUUUGGGCCUCCUGGAACAGGAAAGACUGUCACGAUUGUAGAGGCUAUUUUACAGCUUAAAUUUAAGACAACUCACAAAAUUCUUGUCUGUGCCCCUUCAAAUUCUGCUUGUGAUUUAAUAACCGAAAAGCUGCUGGAACAUUGCACAACGAAUGAGUUGAUUAGAGUUAUGUCAUCCAAUGUUGACUUGUCAAAUGUCCAUAAACCGGUUUUACCAUACUCCAACUACGAAGAGUAUGAGGGAUCAUGGCAAUACAAAAAAAUUGAUACGGCAUCCUUGAAUACUUAUAGAAUAGUCGUAACGACUUUAAUUCUUGUCGGUAGACUCGCCGGUUACUACAAACCAGACAUGGUUUUCAUUGAUGAAGCUGCACAAGCGUGUGAACCUGAAGUUUGCAUAGCUUUAGGUAUGGUUAAACAUGGACAGCAGAUAGUAUUGGCCGGAGACCCCAAGCAGCUUGGACCAUCAUUAACUUCUGACGCUGCCGUCCGAUAUGGCUUAGGUAUAUCCCUACUUGAGAGAAUUAUGCAAACAGAUUUGUAUAGCCAAAAUAACCAGAAUUGUAUAACAAUGUUAAUCCAGAAUUUCAGAAAUCACCGAACUAUUUUACGUUUGCCUAACGAAUUAUUUUAUGGAAAUCAAUUAGAGGCUCGUUCACAGAGAUCAGAAUUAGAUCCCUUAUCAACGACUUGCGUUUUCCAAAAAGUGCAAGAAAUUUACAAUAAGGGUAAGAAGAAGAAGCAGCAGCUGCAAAAAUUGAAAGGCCAACCAGUUGAAUUUUGUAGUUUGUUAUCCAAAGAACAGAGACAAGGAAAGUCACCGAGUUAUUACAACGAGAAGGAAUUACAAAUGAUAGUAAAGUAUAUUAAAGCUUUGCAUGCUUUAGAAUUUGUAGAUGAGGAAGAUAAAGUUAAGCCUUCCGAUAUUGGUGUUGUUACGCCAUAUGUUAGACAGGUUCACAAACUGAAAUACCUCCUUGAACAACAUGAAAUCGAAGGUGUCGAUGUCGGAACGACUGAAACUUUCCAGGGGCGGGAAAAAAGAAUUAUUAUUAUAUCCACUGUAAGAGCUCAAAAAGAUUUGUUGCUGUACGAUAAACUUUAUAAGUUAGGCUUCGUUAAAAAUGAAAAGAGAUUCAAUGUCGCAAUUACCAGAGCUAUGAGUAAACUGAUAAUCAUCGGAUGCGCACAAGUUUUGGCUUCCGACAAAAAAUGGUUGCAGUACAUGGAUCUAUGUGAAACGCUGUGCACUUUCUGGGGAGCUCCAUUUCCUAGAAGGACUGAUGCUGUUGUUAAUCAAAUCACUCAAAAGAUUGGAGCCGUCCAAAUAGACACUCAGUAUCAACAAUAAACUAUAUAUUUUCAAAAAUUUAUGUUGUUAGUUUAAGAGAAAAAAUGUUUACUUUUC
Diabrotica balteata is the source of this 2948-nucleotide messenger RNA. NCBI's taxonomy places the organism in Eukaryota, Metazoa, Arthropoda, Insecta, Coleoptera, Chrysomelidae. The record is from the annotation of a GenBank genome assembly.